AUGGGAGUCAGGAGCAACCCAGCGAAAUCCCCUCGGCCUCAAUAUCUUCCCCUCCCUCCCCAUCUCCCACCAACGUUCAGUUUGCUUAGCUCAGUUCCACAGCAGAGCGAUUCCAUGGGCAGCACUGAUGCUCACUGCAGUGGAAGAGCUAAGACCCGGCCUGCAUUAGGCUGAACUCCGUCUGGGGGUUUAAUAUCGAUGAGAGCACAGCUGUGGGGUGCAGCUGAACCACAUCUGCAUCCCUGCUGGGUGACGGAGCUGCAGGACACGGGGAUGGUGAGAGCCUCACAGCAAUGUGGACGCGGAGGAUGCAGCCGGCGCCAGCGCUCUGCAAUGGCCUCUGUGCCACCCAAGAGGAAGAGGAAGACCAGAGCCACGCGACAGGGCCGUCACCAACAGCAGGCACCAUCCUUAUCGGCCGACAGAGGUAAACCCCUUGAAAAUAUUUCAUCUACCUCUGAAGUGAAGCUUGACAAAGCCAGGCCUCAUGAGAACAGAAUGAGUGGUAAGGCAAACCCUCAAGAAAAGCAGCCAGAAGAACUGAUACGACAAGUUCCAAUGGCAUCAGGACCAUACUUUUAUGUCAGUGGAUCUAAUGGAGCAGGACUUGUGAGCAUCUAUUGCCAGAGCAGAGGCUGGCAGCGUAUCUAUGACAACAGAAGACAGGAUUACGCACUGAAAUGGUGUGAGAUCAAGUGCCGAGAGACCUAUUACCAUUUCAAAGAAGGCGAGCAACUGCUCUACCAGAUUCCCAACAACAGUGUCCUCACCAGCAAGACUGGGCUUUUGUCCUGCCUGCGAGAGCAAGAGCGAGUGAUGAAGAAGAUCAACAGGAGCUCUAAUCCCAAGUUACUGAAGAUGAAAGAAUUCUUUCCAGAAUCUUUUCGCCUGGACUUAAAAGAAGAGAGAAAUGCCUUUUUUGAGCUUUGCAGAGAAGAGGAGAUUUGGAUCUGCAAACCGAGCUGCUCUAACCAAGGGCGAGGAAUUUUCCUGCUGAAAAAUCCCGGUGCUGUCACCAGCCUGCAAGCCAAGCUCUGCAGCUCUGAGAGAGACCUACCCAGUAAGAGGGUGCCCUGUGGGGCUCCCCAGACAAGAAUAGUGCAAAGGUACAUUGACCAACCUCUGCUCCUGGAAGGGAAGAAGUUUGACGUCCGUUCCUACCUCCUCAUUGCCUGCACAGCACCGUAUGUGUUGUUUUUUGCCCAGGGCUACGUCCGGCUGACCUGUAGCAAUUACGACGCCACAUCUGACGAUCUGACUGUCCAUCUCACCAACCAGUACGUGCAGAAGAAGAACUCCCUCUAUGGCCAGCUGAAGGAUGAGACAGUUUGGCAGAUGGAGCAUUUCAACAGCUACGUUAAUGAGAAGUUUGGGAAAACCAAUGGCCUCCCACAGGACUGGGUUUUCACUGUGUUUACUAAAAGGAUGCAGCAAAUCAUGUUGCAGUGCUUCCUGGCAGCCAAGCACAAACUGGAUCGUAAACUGGGCUACUUUGAUCUCAUUGGCUGUGACUUUUUGAUUGAUGAAAACUUUAAGGUCUGGCUUCUAGAGAUGAAUGCAAACCCUGCAUUGCACACCAACUGCAAAGUCUUGAGAGACAUCAUCCCCAGCAUCAUCCACGAGAGUCUCGAUCUGGUUCUCGAGAUCUUCACCAAGUGCCUCAAGGGACAGAAGGUGCUGCCUUUGAAGACACUCUGCCGCUUUGUGCUUCUCUACAAUGAGGAUGCUGCAGACCUGGGCCAGAAGCCACCUCGGAAGCUCAGCACCAGGUCGUUCACAGGAAGGUACCUGAGGCCACACACAGACAGCACCAGGCACUUCAGGUACAGCCCUGCCAAAACUGCAGGCCUGUCCCCAGCAGCUCAGCUGCUUCAGAAGAAAGAGUGCCUUGCUGCCUACAAAGGGCUGUCGGCGAGCUGUCCUAACCAUGCUGCACGUGCAACAGUUUGAUCUCCACAGAUAACCACACUGAGUCACAGAGCAAGAGGGUUUUCACAACUUCAGAGAGACAGGAAGAAAAUAAAAGUUAAGCUCUAUGUGCUACGCAUGUUAUGCUCUUUUUCACCCGGUAGAAACAGACUGGUAUCAACCUCAGCUAAGAAAACCAGUAACUGUGAGUGCCAAUAGUUCUGUAGAAAGCAACGCUUCCAUCAGUCAGCCAACAGAGAAGUUACAGAAAACGAGACACACCAAACCCCAUCCUUCCAAAAGCAAUGCUGACCUGACACUGCAACCCAGAACACUCAAUAAAGUCCUUUUAU
Tympanuchus pallidicinctus (lesser prairie-chicken) is the source of this 2261-nucleotide messenger RNA. It is a transcript of the gene TTLL10, whose product is annotated as tubulin tyrosine ligase like 10. Gene Ontology annotation, biological process: protein modification process. The record is from RefSeq and is a predicted model, not a curated record. NCBI's taxonomy places the organism in Eukaryota, Metazoa, Chordata, Aves, Galliformes, Phasianidae. The transcript is spliced from 12 exons.